Folsomia candida is the source of this 3402-nucleotide messenger RNA. RefSeq names its product disheveled-associated activator of morphogenesis 1-A (gene DAAM). The coding region runs from base 213 to 3284 and encodes 1023 amino acids. Lineage: Eukaryota; Metazoa; Arthropoda; Collembola; Entomobryomorpha; Isotomidae. The transcript is spliced from 10 exons. Gene Ontology annotation, biological process: actin cytoskeleton organization. Gene Ontology annotation, molecular function: small GTPase binding; actin binding. The record is from RefSeq and is a predicted model, not a curated record.
ACAUAUCCCGCAACCCCAACAACAACGCUGACAGCUGAAAAUAAUAUUCACCCCUUUUUAACACCAACAUAACAACGAGUUGGUAAAAAAAAUAAAUUAAUGCGUCGUCAUAACAACGAAACAAUCACCAUAACAACUCGUUUCUAUAUAACAAUCCUAUAACAACGAAGAAGAAGCCGUCUAAAAACUUAAUUUUAAUUUAUUAAGAAACCAUGGGGAAAUUGUCAAAUAUAACGACCCGCCUGCGCCGGGCGACCCGUUCCCUUGGAAACCGAUUUUCCACUAAAAAACCUCAUCAAAACAUUUCCAUGACAACCUCAUUAAAUUCCUUGGUAACAAGAUCCACACAAGUUUUAAACAACAUGUCGUCAAUGGAAUUAUUUUCCUGUUGCUUUGGCAACAACAAUGAGAAUAAAUCAGAAUCCGUCGUCAUAGCAACGAGCCCAAUAAUUCAAGAAGUCAUGCCGGAUAAUUUAGAGGAGUUUGAAGUGGCUUUCUUGGAAUUUGUGGAAGAUUUGGACCUCACGGGGCCCUGUAAAUCCACGAUCCUCAGUUUGGACCUCCAGAAAAAAUGGCAGAUUUUCUCGAGUAAAGAACUUCCUCUGGAGGGGAAGGUCACGCUGAGUCCGGAAUAUUACAUUGACCGACUGGGGAAUGUCAUGGCCCCGGAGGAGACCCACACCCACCACCUCUACACCUCGCUCCACCUCUCCCUCCGCACCCAGCCCAACAAGUUUGUGACCAAGUUCCUCUCCCUUUCCGGCCUGGAAUUACUACUUUCUCGGCUGACCCCCCCCUCCUCCUCCCACAUCCUCAAGUGCAUAAAAUCCUUGAUGAACAACUCGAAGGGUCGCCAGUACUUCCUCACGGACCAGAAAUUCAUCAAUAAAAUCAUCGAAAUGGUCGCUUUCGACUGUGUCAAAACGAAAGUGGACGUGUUUGAGAUUUUGGGAGCGCUGUGUUUGGUGCCGGGGGGUUGGAAAAUGGUGCUCGACGCCGUGGAUUGGUUGGAGCAGUGGGGGGAGGAGAGGGCUAGGUUUUUGACCAUCCUGAACGACCUGGACCGCUCCACGGGCAACUACCGAACCUCGCUCCACCUAAAAACCGCAAUCAUGUCCUUCCUGAACGCCCUUUUGAAUUACGGCCCAGGCGAAGAAAGCUUGGAAUUCCGGCUCCACCUCCGCUUCGAACUUUUGCAGCUCGGAAUCGAACCAAUUUUGAAAAAAUUACGGAAAUUAGACAACGAAAUUCUGGAUAAACACUUGGAUUUUUUCGAAGCCGUGUGGGCCUCGGAUUUGGAAUUGUCAAAUAAUUCCACGGUUUGUAACCAUGGGAAUCUGGAUGAAAUGUGGAAAUAUUUAAAGGAAAAGUGCUGUCAUUCCUUCGAGUGGAAGUAUUUAGAGAGGAUUUUACAUGGGCUUGUGAGAGCCCCCCACCCCCACCGCUGCCUCCAGCUAAUCUCCAUUUUGCUCAUGGAAAUCACUCUGCACGAGGAUUUGGAGAAUUACUCGUUAUCAAAAAUAAACAUUUCCAUGGAAACGAUAUUUCAAAAAUUGGAAACCACGGAAAAGUGUGAAAAAUACCGAAUGGAAAUUGAUUUAAUGAAAAAAUUGCUAAAAGACAAAGAACACGAGUGGGAGGAGCUACAAAUUGAAUUUAAGAAAAACCUAGUUCAAGGGGAGGAGUGGAAACGGAAAUGGGAGGAGCUUAAACUCAAACCACCGCCCAGAAAUAAAAAAAUCCCACCCAUCAACCAAUCAGAAGAGCCGAGGGGCGGAGUUACUACCUUAGCUCCUCCCCCACUAACCAAUGGGAUAAUCGCCCCUACCAUAACCCCGCCUACAAAUCAAAUAACCCCGCCUACAAUCCCACCUCCAGGACCGCCCCCACCCCCACCUCCUCCUCCACCACCCCCUCCCCCUCCCCCACCACCAACCCUCCACGAAACCCUCUCGAAAAAAACCACCCCCACCCCGCCACACCCCCUAAAAUCCCUUAAUUGGACGCUCCUCCCCCAAAUCCAAAACACAAUUUGGGAAGAAAUAGACGAAUCCACAAUCUAUCAAACUUUGGACCUCCCCCUGAUCCAAACCCUAUUCGCAAGCCACACCCACCACCAAAACUCCUCCCACCAUAACCCCACCCACCACUCCACCCACACCCACCUCCACUCCAGCACGAUCUUGGACCCCCGCAAAUCCCAGAACCUCACGAUCCUCCUCUCCCGCCUCAAACAAUCCAACGAAUUGAUCACCCAUGGAAUUGCUACCAUGGAAACCAACAUUUCCGUCGAUAUGCUCGAACAACUCGUCAAAUUCCUCCCAACAAAAGAGGAAAUCCAACUUUUAACCUCGGUUUCCAUGGAAAAUUCAAUAAACCGAGCAGACCUAUUCCUUUUUGGACUCUUAAAAAUCCCAAACUACGAACAAAAACUAAUGGCGAUUAUUUUCCUCAAAAAAUUAAAUCCAACAACAGAAGAAUUAAAUCAAAAAUUAAUCCAGAUUAAAAAAACCUUGGAAAACUUUACAAAUUCCCCGAAAUUAAAAGAGUUUUUAAAAUUAGUCCUGGCCGUUGGAAACUAUUUAAAUCGAGGGUCACGUGGCAAUUGCUAUGGUUUCAGACUCACUUCUUUAAAUAAAUUAAAAGACACGAAAGGACUCGGCGGGGUCAGCUUGCUAAACUUUUUAGUCAUGGAAAUUUAUGAUAAAUUUCCUAAAAUCGCCGAUUUAGAGCUGGAUUUUGGAGAGAAUUUGAAGUUUGCUGCGAAGAUUAAUUUGAAAGAUUUGGAAUUUGAUGUUAAAUGGUUGGUGGAGGGGGUGGGGUGGGUCAAGGGGGUUUAUUCUGAUGGGGGGGAGAUUUGUGAGGAGGUCGAGGGGGUCGUGAGGGGGGUGGAAAGGGAGUUUCAAGUUGUUUGGGGGGAGCUCAAAAAGGUGGCUCGAUUCUUUGGAGAAACGGAUUUUGAGGAUUUUUUCAUCAUUUUUGACGAGUUUUUGACGAGUUUCGUGGAAACAUUGAAUGAAAUUAAGCUCAAAAAGGUUAAAAAAGAGAUCGAGAAUGAUUACGCGACGUUGAAAAUCAAGGAGAAGCCGCAGCCACGAAAAAAAUCCACGGAAAAUAUAAACCUGGGAAAAAAUGAAAAUGGCGAAUUUGACGAUUUAAUCUCUGCUUUAAGAACGGGCGACGUCUUCAGUGAAGAACACCAUUUAAAGAAGCGGACAAAUUCCCGAAUUGCUCGAAACAAUGGGAAAAAAGAAUCAAACCAAUCAAGGGAAAGAAUUCAGUAGUCAUGGAAACGAUCGAGACUUUUUUUUAAAAACACAUGUGCCAUUUAUUUUUGUAAUUUUUUUAAAGUUUUUUAAUAAAUUUCUUAACGAAAAAAAAUAUGGCGAUUUAUUUGGCUAG